AUGGCAAACAUCAACAUCACUAUCCCUCUCGGGGACGAUGAUGAGAUCAUUAUCACGCCGAAGCCGCGAUUCCCUGCGCAGACUGUGACGAUCACCAAUGAUCCAAACCCACUCAAGGAGACAGGAGUUACGCAUCCACCAGUGACAAGAACCGUGACUCUGCCUCCCUGGCCGCAGUCAACCGUCAUCUAUUACCCCCCACCUGACGACACUGGCAGUGAUAGCGAUGACCCUGACGACGAGAUUGAUCUACCCCCGAUCCCCGACAUUACUAUCAAGGAUGGGCCUCCUGACCCUGAGUGUGACAACUGUCCCAACCCUGGAAGCCUCUGUGAUGACCUCUUCUGCUUCUGUUUCUUGUGUCCCCCAUCAAGCGGUGGCGGCAGUGGUGACGGCGGAUUCGCAGACCCCAGCGAUCCCAAUCCUCCCCCGCGCCCUCCUACUAACCCGGAAAAUGACCCCAACGAAGAGGAGUGCACGGAGCCCGAAACUGUCACAAAUUACUGGGUAUCUUGCGAGAGUAUCGAGUCAACAUCGACUUCAUGCACCACAACCAGUAGCAUGCUCGCCGUCGGCUGCGAUGUCACAGCCACCACAACAACUACCGGAGAGAAUGUCUGCUAUACCCUGGAUCCGAAUGAGCCCCAGGGUGAAGAUGGCGGCUGGCCGGGAGCCACCACAGUUGAGCCCACAAGCACCAGCACAACCUCGUCCUCAUCCACCACCACAUCUGAGGGCAGUGAGCCUACCGAUCCUCCAGUGCCAACAGUCCCGAUGUGUCUAGGCUUGUGGACUGAAGCUAGCGUGCAGUUAGCUACCUAUGCCUAUGUUAUCUACGCACCUGGUGACCAAUGCUUCGGAGUUUAUGUCACAGAUGGAAACAUCGGUGAACCCACCCCCAUCUGCGAUAUCCCCAAUGACCAAACCGUCUUCGACUGGUGCGCGAAGGGUGACAAAGCAGGCAUGUUCCUGAACGAGGGACCCGAAUUCUUUGAUGGUCCUUCCUGUGGCUUCCAGAUCAGUCUUCGUGGCAAGAAGUAUACCCCGAAGCAGUUGCAACCUCUCGAGGAAGGAAACAUCUGUGACGGAACCUGUCCGGACGAGAUUGCGUCUGUGCAGGGUAUACUUUUGUGGGAGGAUUUGCCCGAUUAUUCAUGUUAG
This is a messenger RNA of Penicillium bovifimosum, 1161 nucleotides long. RefSeq lists its product as uncharacterized. Lineage: Eukaryota; Fungi; Ascomycota; Eurotiomycetes; Eurotiales; Aspergillaceae. The transcript has 2 exons. The record is from RefSeq and is a predicted model, not a curated record. Bases 1 to 1161 code for a protein of 386 amino acids.